Symbiodinium pilosum is the source of this 463-nucleotide messenger RNA. Lineage: Eukaryota; Dinophyceae; Suessiales; Symbiodiniaceae. The record is from the annotation of a GenBank genome assembly.
AUGGGAGAAGCGAUUCUCAUGAAGAUCCUGGACAAGGAUUUGAACAAGGAGGAGUCCAUCGACUGGGUGCAUCAGUACCUGCGAGACAAAGCCAAGGAAAUGGAUGAUGGAAAGGUGCCCUUGGAGAAGUUUGUGAUCACAAAGGGCCUCACCAAGGAUCCCAAGGACUACCCGGACGCUAAGAAGCAGCCGCAUGUCCAGGUGGCGCUACGAUUGAUGUCACGGGGUAAGCCUGUUCGACCUGGGCAGGAGAUUGGCUAUGUCGUGUGCGCAGGAGGAGAAGGCGACGAGGGCAAACCGUCCUUGCUGGCGGAGCGCGCGCGAGACCCGCACGAGAUGGAGCUGGACCCGAACUUGAAGCUAGACAUGGCGUGGUACAAGAAGCAGCAGGUGCAUCCCAUCAUUGCCCGGAUACUUGCUGUCGUGGAGGGCACAAGCCCUGCCAAAAUCGCCGAGUACUUAG